AUGUCGGGUAAAACGUGUCAAAGUUUUGAAGAGAAAACCAAAAACUACCGCGGAAACGAGAUAGUGACGGUCAAGUUCCUCACGGACGCUAACGAAACGCUGACGCAAGCGUUUGACCUUAACACGGACAUCGGUGCACUCAGGUCGCACCUGCGCCGGACGUUAAACGUGGACCAGAACCUGCCGAUCAUUGUCGAGCGCGAAGAAGUGGGCGGAGAAGUGUCGAGUAGACCUUGUGACGAGCAGACGCUCGAGGAGCUCGGGGCGACGUCGUUGGGCAUUUUCGAACUGCGCUUGAGAGGCGACGGCGUACGGCUUCCCAAGCCACCCGCGUACUACUUGCCAGCGGUGGACGUCAUCACAGUGGACGUGAACCGCAAGAGACUAGUGGUGGAAAUCGAACGGUGUGGCCCGGCGGACGGCCAUCAUAAACGGUGGCUGGGCGGGUACCGGGACAAGCGGACCGGCAAGACGUACCACCACGCGACCGCGCAGACCGAUCCCUGCAGGCCUGUGGUCAGCGACGUGAACGUCGUUCACCGGGUGGACGGCCGGACGCAGACUUGCAUGGACAGGGCGGUGGGUCGGCCGACGAGCCGAACGACGUGGACGCAGACCGAUCACGACGAGUUUUGCAGCGGCGGUUUCGUGUACAUGAUGGACGGAAAACAGGUGAAACCGGGACGUUACCACAGUUAUGAAUCGUGGUUACGGGAAGAUCACGUCCUGAAUAGCGUGCUCAAGAUACAGCGGGCGUUCAGGAGGACUUUGGCAGCGCGCAAGAGACGGCGUCUGGUGGCUGCAGCCGAAGCGGAGAAGGACGACGAACAGCGACGACUGCUGCUGCGGCAGAGGCAGUCGCGCAGCACGACGUCGGGACCCGACAGCGGUGCGGUGGUGACAUCGGCUCUGGAAUCUAAGCAGCAACACUUCUAUUCGCUGUACACGAUGAUCGGAAAGUGGUGGAAGAAAGAGCGGCAGCGGAUCAAGGAGAUCGAGGCGGAGAAGUCUAGGAAGGCGGCGCAGAUGAACCUGCUCAAGAAGGAGAUCAAAUUCCUGUUGGAGAUGGAGAAACAGCGGUCAGAGCUCAAGUACGAGCUGACCAAGCACGACGACGUGACGUUCCUGAACAAGACGUCCAAACCGAAGAUGUUCAAGAACAGAGCGGGCAAACUGCUUACUGUGGACACGGUGGGUAACCAGAAGGCCCGUGCGCUAAAAGAGAUCUACGCGAAAAUCGUGAUCCCGCACGAGGGCGUGAACCGGGCCGAGGCACUAGACGAGCUGUACACCGCGGUGUCCGGGUCGUGUUACAAGUACAAGGAGCACUUGCUGGCCGCCGUGGCCGUGGAAAAGGGCCUGGCCGCAAUGGGCGCGGACGCGGCCAGCCUGCGGUCGGCGCGGUCCCGGGUCGAGCAGAUGUUUCGUCACUACAUCCGGCAGCCGGACGUGAAUCCGGAAGCGGACUCGUACUACCGGCCCACCGAAAAGCGGCUGCUCAACGUAUACACGUGCAUCCGGUGCAAACGCAACUUGGCGGCCACCGACUUUUCGCUGGAGAGCCGCGUGAACCGGACCAACGUGUGCGCCAGUUGCGAGUGGACCGAACAGGUGGGACACAAGCGCAUCGACAUGGCGCCGUACCGACGGAUGCUGAAAGCGCUCCGGCACGACGAGAUGCAAAUGGCCGCGUACGGAUCUGAAUGUUUCCUGAUGCAGCCCACCGAGGUGUACCGGCUGGUGUCCAUCGUGUGGCGCGAGAAGUCGGCGGUCGGCGAGUCGGGCCAGCUCAACGGGCUCCGACUGGUCCGGUGGCGCCGUCACGAGCCCUGGUCGCCGUGGAACUGCGUGCUGCUUACCAAGGCAGAGGCGGAGUCCCACUGCCGGCUGGACGGCGACCCGGCCGACUGUUACGACGAGCAGUUCGUCCGGUCCGUCACCAACAAACACCUUAUGGCCCGACUUCAGUUCAGCAACCUGGUGCAGGCAGUCGACCACCGAACCGCCAACAGAAUGAAACCACUGUCGAAACAUUGGAAAACCGUCGCCGAUCGUUUUAACAUCAAGAUGCGUAAAUAGACGAGUAGGUAGGUAAGUAUCGGUCGCAUUGUGCUGCUGGACGAGUCUGUGCCGUUGAGGUUGAAUCAUAUAAGUAUAUUUGGAACUUUUGGAAUUUGACCGCGGCAAACUCCGUGAUGUAGGUUUAGGGACCAGACGUUCUAUCCAAGUACACAGUUGUACGAAUAGGAGCUACUCAGCUGGCAGCUCAUGAUCAUUAUUAAUUAUUA
Messenger RNA from Rhopalosiphum maidis (corn leaf aphid), 2288 nucleotides. Its product is annotated as IQ and ubiquitin-like domain-containing protein. The transcript has a single exon. Gene Ontology annotation, biological process: cilium assembly. Gene Ontology annotation, cellular component: acrosomal vesicle; motile cilium. The coding region runs from base 1 to 2079 and encodes 692 amino acids. The record is from RefSeq and is a predicted model, not a curated record. Lineage: Eukaryota; Metazoa; Arthropoda; Insecta; Hemiptera; Aphididae.